Molecule: messenger RNA, 762 nt
Organism: Fusarium graminearum PH-1
Lineage: Eukaryota; Fungi; Ascomycota; Sordariomycetes; Hypocreales; Nectriaceae
Exons: 6
Coding region: 1-762 (253 amino acids)
Biological process (GO): tRNA modification
Molecular function (GO): magnesium ion binding; tRNA guanylyltransferase activity
Source: RefSeq, a predicted model, not a curated record
AUGUGUGCCAAGUAUGCCUUUGAGAAGCCAAAUGAUCGUCGAGCUCUGGAUCUCAUGAACACUGCUGCCAAAGCAGUAGUGACUGAAUUGCCAGACAUCACGAUCGCAUAUGGCGUCAGUGAUGAGUACAGUUUUGUCUUUCACAAAGCAUGCACUUUAUUUGAGCGAAGAGCCAGUAAACUUGUCAGCACUGUUGUAUCCACGUUCACAGCCAACUAUGUAUACUUUUGGUCCACUCACUUCCCAGAUACUCCCUUAUCUCCUCCGUUGCCGUCGUUUGACGGAAGAGCAGUAUGCUACCCCAGUGUGCAAAACCUCCGCGAUUACAUGAGCUGGCGGCAAGUUGAUUGUCACAUCAACAAUCUUUACAAUACUAGUUUCUGGUCAUUGAUCCAGGUCAAGGGCCUUGACAACAAGGAGGCUGAAAAGAGGCUUGCUGGAACGUACGCAGCGGACAAGAACGAAAUCCUCUUCUCCGAAUGCUCCAUUAACUACAACAACGAGCCAGAGAUUUACAAGAAGGGCAGCGUCAUCUUUCGCGAUUACGAGCUUGUUGACCCCGACUCUCACAACAUCACACAGACCAUCGACUCCCAGGCCGAGCCGACUCAACAAUCCAAGACACAGAAAGAGAAGGACAAGAAGAGUCGCGCGAAGGCUCGCGUGGUAGUGGAGCACGUGGACAUUAUCAAGGACGAUUUCUGGGAUCGAAGACCAUGGCUUCUUUCAAACAAGCCAGGAAAGAUUCCGAAACAGACGUAA